UGCAUCAAAUGUGCGUUUAUUGACAGGAUAACAGGAUUUAUGAUCGACGCUUAUAUAUACCAAAGCCACACAAAUACUUUUAUUGUUAGCUGAGAUAAGAAAAUACUGACACAAACAUACUGUUCCAUGAGCAGUGCUCGUAUAUUUGUUGAAACAAUAAAAAAAACAAGUCAAUAAAUGACAAAUAGUACAGUUAAAACACAACAAGUGCCGCUUUAAGUGCCUAGUGUUUCAUAUGAACGGCAUUCUUUCUACAGCCGUUUCUGUUUUAUAAAUAAUUCAACAUUUGUAAUCAUCAUCCCCCCGAUGUGUGCUUUUAAUUUCACAAUGGCAACUCGAGCUGUCAAAAAUGUUUCCCGCUGAAAUUGCACUACUACUCCAAAAGGAAAAUGUAAACAAAAUAUAUGUGCAAAAUUUUGUGCAUGUGUGAGCAUAGAGUCCAGACUAGAUUUGUGAAAUCUCUGCAGAAACUUAUAGGAAAAUGAUUCAUAAGCCACCAAUAAUAAAGAUUCGCAAUUUGAAAGAGUUGCAGUGCAGUCAGAAAGCCAAAGCCGAGUUGGAAGACCCAAAUGCAACACCUAUAAAGGCAAAGAAACCACGCCGCAAAGCUGCCACUACUGGAACCAAAGCAAAGAAAGUUACACUUCCCAACGAAGAGAUAGAACAAGAACGGCACACACCCAAGGUAGAGAAUCCUGACGUGGCACCUCCACCGGCUGCAUCCACUGUUAAACGUUUGUCAAAAUCCGCCCGCAAGGAGCCACCGCCUAGUCAAUUGCGCAUCAAUAUCUUCUUCAAACCAUGCGAGAAAACUUACAAAAUUGAGCCCUUGAAAGAGCAACCAACACCUUUGCGUAAGGCAGCUACCGAAAUUAAGAAGCAAGUAUCGAAAACGACAACCACAAAGAAAAAUGGAAAAGUAAUAAAAAACAGACGCUCGAAAAUGGGUAGAAAACGGUUGUUCACUGACAAUGAUACAUCGUCAACAAUGAACAGUGAUUCUGAUACCUCCAAUCAAAAGAGAGCAAUGUCAGCGAAGGAGAAAGGCAGCUCCAACAUAACGGAAGUAUGCAUAAAUCUGAUAUCGGAUAGUGAUGACGAUGAUGCUUUUGAGAAGAAAACAAUAAAAAUUGAGAAGAAAGAGAAUUCUGUUGAUGCUAAAACAAGUGGUAAUAAUUCCCGCGUUUCCCGCAGUUCAUCCGUUACGUAUAACGGUGUGAGUAAAACGCAUACCGUGACUACUACAGCUCCUAUGGCUUGCGAUUCGGGAACUUCGAAAGCCCACAUUUCUCCAAAUACAGCCACCUCAACGUCAUCACCAACUGCAACGAUAGCAGCUGUAAAAACACCGGCCACUACAAGAAGGAAACCCAAACCCUGCCCGCCUUAUAAAAUCAUUGAAGGUAGUACCUUUGCUGUGGACGCCUUUCAAUAUGGCUACAUUGAGGGUGUCACUCAUUACUUUCUAACGCAUUUCCAUGCUGAUCAUUACAUAGGAUUGACAAGAAAAUUUGCCAUGCCUUUGUUUAUGAGCACCAUAACAGCCCGCUUUGUAAGAGCUUUCAUACCCAUAGACGAAAAAUAUAUUCAUGAAUUGGAACUGAAUACUCCGAUUGAUGUGAAUGGCAUCGAAGUAACUGCCUUGGAUGCCAAUCAUUGCCCUGGCGCCAUAAUGUUGCUUUUUAAAAUUAAAUCUAGCAGCCAGUGUAUUCUCCACACUGGAGAUUUCCGUGCCUGGCAUGGCAUGGAAGAGGAGCCUGUCUUUUGGAAUAAUCACAUAAACACCAUCUACUUGGAUACCACGUAUCUGUCACAAAAAUAUGCCUUUUGUACUCAAUACGAGAGCAUUGACAGGGCCAAACAUUUGGUGCAAGAGUUCCAAGCAAAACAUGCCGGCAAGAGUAUACUCUAUAUAUGCGGUUCCUAUGUCAUUGGCAAAGAGAGAUUUUGGUCAUCAUUGGCCGAGGAAUUCGCGCUGAAAGUAUGGACAGAGGAUAAUCGCAGCAAAGCUUUGAAAGCCAUGAACGACAAACAUUUGAAUCAGUUGCUAAUUGAAAAUCCCCUAGAGGCUGACAUGCAUGUCAUAGCUAUGGGCAAAUUAUCAUAUAUGAGUUUGGUCGAUUACUUUGCCUUGUACCAGCAACGCUAUGAUAUAUGCCUAGCAUUACGUCCCAGUGGCUGGGAAAAGGAUACACGUCCACAAUAUCGUGGAACCAUAAAUAUAAUCGGCGUUGAGUAUUCAGAACAUUCCAGCUAUGAGGAAAUGAAGCGUUUUGUUAAAUUUCUUAAGCCUGACAAUGUCAUCAGUACAGUUCCCACUGGCCGGGAUCUGAUGAAAACAUCGAAAGUACCCGAAAGCUGGUACAAAUACGAGAAGCUACAACAAUCGAGUAACUAUCAGCCACGUAUAGAACAAUAUUUGAGAAAAAGCACACCAAUGCGUAAAGCUAUUAUACGUGGUCCCAAUCCAAAUAAAGGUGGCAUAGAAAGCGCCGUUUCACCACUUUCCAUGAAAAAUGUCCGAAAUAAAAGGGAAAAAGAUAAGAAUAACAAUUGCGAAGAUUCAAAUAGUGUGAUUAUGACCAAUUCCCCUGCAAAAAGUACAUCUGCGAAUGAGUUUGAAAACCCCAUGGUAUGGUUGCCUCAAAGCCAAAAGAACAAAGAAAACUCUCAGAAGAAAAUUAAGCAAGAGAAACCCGAGAAAAAUUUGCAUUUAAGGACUUCCAAAGCCAGAAAUGAAGUUCCUCUACUAGUCCCAGAUAAAAAGAAGACUGAUGAGAACUCUGGUAAACAAUUAAAAGAAGGAGAUAAUUGUAGUAUUUACAUAUCCAAUGACUCAUCCGAAUUGUUUGAAAAGCCUAUGCCCAAGGUUGCAUGUCGUAGGCGCAUUAUUUCCUGCAGUUCUGAUGAGGAAUUUGUAGCCAAACCCAACAAAACAAAACUUCGAGAGAAAAGAAAUGCCUUCAAACCCUCCAUGCCUUCUACAGUUGAAGAAAAUGAAGCUGAUUUUGUGGAGAACUCUGUUCGCAGCACAAAGAAGAAGAAAGCUGAUUAUGACAAUUAUUUAGAUGAACAGCCUUGUACCAGCAAAGAGGCUCUACGGCGCUUAGCCAUAUCUAAUCCAUUGUUAAAAUCAACCACCACUUCAUGUGCUUCCACAACUACCUCGGCGAAUGAAGAAGUGCAGGAUUCGCAAGCUUCAGAUGACUUUGAGUUAAUGGCCAGGCCAAUAAGAAACAAAAAUUUAAGAAAGGAUGUAAUACCCUCUUCCCAAACUACUUUCGAAUUAAAAAAUACUCCCAGGCCUUUAAGAAAUAAGUACAAAACUACCCGGCAUGAGGCUAAGCAACAACAUGACUCACAAAAUGACUUUAUACCCGCCUCCCAAACCACUGCCGAUCUGGCAAACACACCCCGACCGUUGAGGAACAAACGCACCAACACCACCCCCUUGACUUCACUAGUCACCAGUCCUGUCAAAAAAGUUACAAGCCCCAAAAAUAAUGCUCCACUCUCACCUAUCAGUGAUGAAGAUGGGUCGCAACCCGAGUUGGUAACACAAAUUGUUAAGAAUACCAAGCAUCUGGACUUUUAUAAUUCCUCACAAAUGAAUGUUAUGGUUCAGAAUUUGCUAUCCAGUCAAAAGCUAGACACAAGCAAAGAUCAUAUUCCCCCCGAACUGUUAUCAGAUAAUGAUGCACUAGAGGGACUCGAUGCCCAAGACGAUUGGUUAGAUUAAGCGGUUGUUGUUAAAGUCUUUUCUAAGGUAAUUGAAUUACCAUAGAGAAAUGUAUGUAUGUAGCAUUUUUGCUUUUAAUACAAAUAUAUUUUAAGUUACAAAACUUAAUUUUUAAGGGAUUUUUUUUAAUUAUUGUCAUCAAUAAACUUGUACCAAAUCAUUAACGUUAA
This is a messenger RNA of Stomoxys calcitrans (stable fly), 3909 nucleotides long. RefSeq lists its product as uncharacterized. The record is from RefSeq and is a predicted model, not a curated record. Gene Ontology annotation, biological process: double-strand break repair via nonhomologous end joining; interstrand cross-link repair; protection from non-homologous end joining at telomere. Lineage: Eukaryota; Metazoa; Arthropoda; Insecta; Diptera; Muscidae. Gene Ontology annotation, molecular function: damaged DNA binding; 5'-3' DNA exonuclease activity. The transcript has 3 exons. The coding region runs from base 482 to 3739 and encodes 1085 amino acids.